Caenorhabditis remanei is the source of this 1140-nucleotide messenger RNA. RefSeq lists its product as uncharacterized. NCBI's taxonomy places the organism in Eukaryota, Metazoa, Nematoda, Chromadorea, Rhabditida, Rhabditidae. The transcript is spliced from 6 exons. The record is from RefSeq and is a predicted model, not a curated record. Bases 1 to 1140 code for a protein of 379 amino acids.
AUGAUUGGAAACAAAGUAGCCAUAGAUAUUCGAAAAGCGGACGCCAACCGAAUCGAGGACUUGGAAACCCACCACGAUGUCAUAGUCAUUUGGGAAUGUGAGGUGGAGAAAGAACGCCGUCUGAACUCCGACGAACUUCUUCAACGACUUCGAGCCUCUCGUAAGCCUUCUGAUGGUCUAUCCACAGAGUUCCCAUUCCUCUUCAUCAAGCCGGAGAAUUUCGACUAUGAUGGGGUGAUGCCAGGAAACGAGUUCUACAACUUGGAGAACAAGACGCCAGCUGCCCGAGAGAAACUCAUCAAAUUUCUUGAUGAGGCACGCGUUCAGAACCGCCGAUUCAAUUUCGAGACCGAAAUCAAGAAGAACUGCUUCGAGGACGUCUUCAUCAUGGCGAGUGCACUGAUCCCAUUCGAAAAGGACUUCGAGGAGCUCACAAAUGUCUGUCUUUUUGAGGAAUCAAUCACAGCAGCCUCGGCCGCCAUGAAGACGUUCCAAAGAAAGCACCUGACCCAUGAGAAACCCAUUGUGCUUGACGCUCGCCCAUCCGUCUCAAUCAAGUGCUCGGUGAUCUCUCAAAAGUACUUGGCUUGGUUCGGGAAGGAAGUAGACGUCGAAGUGGAGAUGUCAACCACUUUUGGCAAGCGGAAGGUAGAAAAGUACCGCGUCGAUGGUUUUGUGAGUCCAUGUACCAAAUUCCCCAGAGGACUAGUCAUCGAGUUCUUUGGCUGCUACUUCCAUGCACACAAGUGCAAAUAUGCUGAACAAUCAAUGAUUGGAAACAAAGUGGCCAUAGAUAUUCGAAAAGCGGACGCCAACCGAAUCGAGGAGUUGGAAACACACCACGAUGUCAAAGUCGUUUGGGAAUGUGAGGUGGAGAAAGAACGCCGACUGAACACAGAAAUGGCAAACUUCUUCAAUGACUUUGAGCCACUCGGCAUGCUCGAUUGCGAAAGAGCACUCACUGGUGGUAGAACAGAAGUCUUCAAACUCACCAUCACGAACAAUCGGGUCAGAACUCACUUUGGGGACGUUAUGAGCCACUAUCCAACAGUGAUGAAAUUUGAGGAAUUCCCGAUCGGAAUACACCGUACCACUGACGGAUCCCAGCGAAAUUCACUUCAAAGGAUUCAUUGCAUGUAG